CUUAAUCGCUGAGAUUCUAGCCCUCUCGAAGUUGACCUUCUCCUCUAUGGUGAGGCUGAACCAGUCUAGUGAAUCCUGCAUACAGUACUACUAACCACUCUUUAGAGUGAGGAGAAAAAAGUGUGCAAUCCUCUGUUAAAACAUCUCUGAUCCAGAGUUCGGCCCAUCGUCCAGACGCUCUUUCUCAGGACCAAUGUGAGGCUGCGUUCUGAGAAACCACCGCACUCACCGUAUGUUUGUGUGGUUGUUUACUUUCCGGGGUGUCGUUGGUUUAGAGCUCAGGGGUGACCCGGCACCGCCCUGGGAGCUUGUGAGCUUCGGACAGCGCGCCUUUUCUUCGGCAAACACCACCAGAACAGCUACCGGCCACCCAUCCAAUCUGCUUCGAGCAGUGUCUGCGAGCACCGCAAACAGCAGUUGGAAGCAGGAGGCAGGAAGUGGCGCUUACUCCAUCAACUGCAGGAGGAGCAGAAGAAGAAAUGAAGGACAUAAUUAUAUACCAAAUGCAAGGAACAUAUCUUUAUUUGUUCUGCUCCUUCGGCUCGCUGACCGUUGUCGCGAAAUCGGUUCCGCCCCCUCUCCGAUUGCGCUCAGAUGGAGGGAAGCGAAAGCGAAAAAGCAAACAGAGUUCUCGAUGCUCAGCCCCUAUCCUUUUUCGAUAUGCGGGCCUUUCGGCCUUUUCAUCCUUUCCUCUUGGUGUCCCUCUUCUGGCUCGAAAUACAUAGUUCAGUGUUGUCCAACCGGUGUUUCGUAUUAUGAGUCGCGCCGCGGUUGUAAGCUCAUGUUCAUCCAUUUAAAUUAUCGCGUCUUGCACGAACGCACGUGCGGGACGCGGUGGUGUUCUUCGGUUUCACUGCCUUAGGUUCUCCUAUACCGUGCGUCUUGACCAGAACUUCGAGUCGCCCAGCACACAUUUGGUCUAGGGCGGGACCGGCGUAAUGAUCCUCUGUCGCGCCUAAUCUGGGAAAUGAAUAUCGGGAGAUCGA
Messenger RNA from Aaosphaeria arxii CBS 175.79, 986 nucleotides. RefSeq lists its product as uncharacterized. NCBI's taxonomy places the organism in Eukaryota, Fungi, Ascomycota, Dothideomycetes, Pleosporales. Bases 233 to 862 code for a protein of 209 amino acids. The transcript has a single exon. The record is from RefSeq and is a predicted model, not a curated record.